UUUAUUGAUGCACAUUGUAAUUGAAUACUAUUUUUAAACAGGUCAUGGUAACCAAUGUGACCUCUUUGCUGAAGACAGUAAAGGCAGUUGAAGAUGAACACACCAGAGGAACAAGAGCUCUGGAGGCCACAAUUGAAGCCAUUGCACAAGAGAUCAGGGCCUUUGAUUCUGAUGAGGCUCCAAAGACCAAGGCCACCCCAGAAGACUUGGUGCGCUGCACAAAGCCUAUUACUCUUGCAACUGCCAAGGCUGUUGGAGCUGGAAACAGCCUCAAGCAGGAAGACGUCAUUGUGGCUGCCAAUAUGGGUCGCAAGGCUAUUUCUGAUAUGCUAACAACGUGCAAGGCUGCUGCAUGGGGAGCAGAAACUGUGGAACUUCGCUCGAAGGUGUUGACCUCAGGACAUGACUUAGCCCUCCAGUAUCGUGAAUUGCUGCAGAUGGUCAUGCAUCUUAUUCACAAGCCAAGUCCCGAGGCCCGCAAUGCCCUGAGCACAGUCUCUCGCAAGAUUGCUCAGUGCGUCACAGAUUUGGUCUCUACAUCAGAGGCUUUGAAAGCCCACUUCAAAUGGCACGAGGUCGGCGUGAGUCCGCCCAGUGGUCAUGACUGGGAAGAUCCUGAUGAUCCAACUGUUAUUGCUGAGAAUGAACUCAUUGGUGCUGCCAAUUCCAUUGAUGCUGCUGCUCGGAAGCUGAUGGCCCUAAGGCCUCGCCGCACCGAGACAAAGGAAAUUGAUGAAUCUAUGAACUUUGAUGAAAUCAUCUUGGAGGCCUGUAAAUCAAUUGCAGCAGCCACAGGAGCUCUCGUAAAGGCUGCUUCUUCAGCACAACGUGAGCUUGUUGAUUCCGGAAGAGUUAGGCGUCGUCCCACAGUCACUUCUGAUGAUGGGCAGUGGUCUGAGGGAUUGGUUUCUGCUGCUCGUCUUGUGGCCGCAGCCACGCAUUCUCUGUGUGAAGCUGCUAAUGCACUAGUCCAAGGACAAGCUAGUGAAGAGAAGCUGAUCUCAGCUGCAAAGCAAGUGGCUGGCUCAACUGCUCAGUUGCUUGUAGCAUGUAAAGUAAAGGCUGAUCCAGACUCAAAUGCCACCAAGCGUUUGCAGGCUGCAGGAAAUGCAGUUAAGCGAGCCACAGACAACUUGGUAAAGGCUGCACAGCAGGCCAUUGAACAUGAAGAAGAGUUCACUGUAGUUGUCAAAAAUCGUCUUGUUGGUGGUAUGGCCCAGGAGAUUGAUGCCCGAGAACAGGUCCUGAAAGUAGAGAGAGAACUUGCAGAGGCCAGAGCCAAGUUAUUAGCUAUCCGUCGUCAGAAGUAUGGAAAGGAUGGCAAUGAAUCAGGACUUUCAGAUACUGAUGGAUAUCUCUCUGGUUACGAUUCCUCCCAUGAAAAUUCUGGUGUCAUCACUACCACUCGUGCUGUAAAAGUUACAUGCAAGUAUCCGGAUCCCCCACAAACAAGGUCACCAAACCUCUCCCACACCACAUCAUUCAACCCGAGCCCCAUCCGCAGCCAUCUUACUUCACACCAAACAUCUCAGUCUUUCAACCAGUCACAUUUCCAGUCAAAUGGAGGAUCAGCUGAUAAUUCAUUCAAUCUGUCUGGAGCCAGCGAUGGUGGUGCAGAGUUUGAUGAUGGACCUACAUUCAAGGAAGCCCUUAGAGCAUUCCAGAACAAAGGAACUGGUUCAGCUAGCUCCUCUGCCAAUACCUCCUUGAACAGAUCCAGCAGAACUUCCACUCAGAGUGCCCAGCAGAUUCUGUCAAGCUCAACUCAGCGUAUUGAGCGCACCAUGCACAUGACCAGCUCAAACAGAAGCUAUCAUGUAGAGGAGAGCUGAAACAAGAUACCAAAUGCAUUUACUGUGUUAGGUGUUAGGUAGAUCUUCCCAGCCUGGUUAGGAUUGCAUUGCUUACAUUAUUGUCUCUGAAGAAAUCUAUUUUGUGUAGACAGACAUUAAAUUUACUGAAUAUUAUAUAUCAGCAUGUAUACAGGUGCAGUAAUUUGAGUUCAUUGUCAGGCUUCAUGUCGCUUUCACCCAUGUGCUUUUAUGUCUGCGUGCAAGUUAGGUAAGAAUUUUAAGUCCUGAACUACAGGUGCCUUUAAAUGUCCAUCCACAGGCAUCCACUCUUGGAUGUAUGGAGGAAACGGACUCCAGCCUUAUCACAUAAUAUUAUCCAGUUUCAAUUUAUAAUUUUUUAAGGUUAUUGUAUUUCUCCCAUUGCUUUAAAUCAAACUAGAUAGUUAUUAUGGGGAAAAUACAACUGAAAGAUAAUGCUUAUUGAUUAUAAUUAAUAUAUUGAAUCCUAUAUUUAGAAAUAAGUAAUCCUUUUAAUAACAGAUAAACCAAAUAAUAAAAUGUUAAAUUGGAAUGUUCUUUAAAAGUUUAAACCAUUCAGCCUAGAAUGUUUCACAACUUAUCCCAUAGAUGUAAAUGAAUAACAGCUGACAUGCUUACAUUUUGGUUACUGAAUUAACAUUUUGGUGCUGAAAAAUUUCUUAUAUUAGUCACAUAAAACAUAUCAUGAUGUACAGUUGUAAUGUAUGCUAUUGUAAUGUAGCUUAGUACAAAGAGGGUAAAUAAGAGGGAGGGGGAAUUCUUAUGAAAUAGAAGAUUUAUAGGUUAUUUAUUGUUUAUUAACAUGAUAGAGCUUCUUAAAUGUCAUGUAAUCAAUAUUACUUACUGCUUUUAGAAUUUGUAGGGGAAAGUUGCAGUGAUUGAUAUCUCUUCUUUUUAAGGCAUGAAAAAUAUGUAUACUUACAUGUAUACUUACAUUCUCCCUCUCUCUGUGCACUGCCCACCACCUUGUUCUUGCGAGCCCACUCCAGUAAAUCCGUCGCAAAAGAAACAGUGCCUAGGGUCAGAAGGCCCUUGUGUCUUACCGUCUAACAUGUAACAUAUAAUAAAAGUGUGUAUGCAAGUCCUGCUUUUAAAAACACCUUAAAAAUCUUAUAGUUCUUAUCUUUUUUUUUUUUUUUUUUUUUUUUUUUGAUUGGCUGCAUUUGGUUUUAUUUUGUCCUCAAAACAGAAUAUGUAUCCUUAAUUCUGUGCUUUUAAAUCCUUCUCAAAUGACCUUGAAGUCUUCCCAUUACACUGUGCUUAGAGUUGGCUUGAAUAUGAAGUAGACCUCAAAGCACUCCAGAACUUGAACUUAACAUAUUUUAACCUUUAACAUGUUAUGUACUGCCUUCUCUAUAUUUGCCAAUACUCAGAGAUUGAAACUAUUUCCUACCUUUAAAAUUAUAUUUAUAUAUUUGCUUGAUAUAUAACCUUGAAUUAUGGAAGAUCUAGAAAAAAUUUCUUUAUAUCUGUUUGAUGGACUCUGAUGGAAUAUUAAGGUAUCUUUCUUCAUCAUAAAGUACUGUCAACUCCUAACGACUACGCAGUGACCAGGAUACAAACAUGCACAGUGGAUGAUUUUUUUCAGAUUCUAAAAUAAAAUUACAUUAACUGUA
Molecule: messenger RNA, 3448 nt
Organism: Penaeus monodon (black tiger shrimp)
Lineage: Eukaryota; Metazoa; Arthropoda; Malacostraca; Decapoda; Penaeidae
Product: talin-1-like
Exons: 7
Coding region: 45-1832 (595 amino acids)
Biological process (GO): cell-cell adhesion
Cellular component (GO): plasma membrane; focal adhesion
Molecular function (GO): actin binding; integrin binding
Source: RefSeq, a predicted model, not a curated record